This is a messenger RNA of Sphaerodactylus townsendi, 3303 nucleotides long. RefSeq names its product splicing factor 3a subunit 1 (gene SF3A1). The transcript is spliced from 17 exons. Gene Ontology annotation, cellular component: U2 snRNP; U2-type prespliceosome; catalytic step 2 spliceosome. Gene Ontology annotation, biological process: regulation of alternative mRNA splicing, via spliceosome; mRNA cis splicing, via spliceosome. Bases 98 to 2497 code for a protein of 799 amino acids. The record is from RefSeq and is a predicted model, not a curated record. Lineage: Eukaryota; Metazoa; Chordata; Lepidosauria; Squamata; Sphaerodactylidae. Gene Ontology annotation, molecular function: protein binding; RNA binding.
CCGCGGCUGCGCGCAUUCUGUGAGGCGCGGACAUUUUGUCACGGAGUUGGGUGUUUUGUUUCUUGCUGCGUUGCCUGCGUCGGGUUGAAGAGGCACCAUGCCGGCCGGGCCUGUGCAGGCGAUGGCGCCUGCCCAGCCAGCGCCACCUGAAGCGAAGCAGCCUGAGGAUGAGCCGAAGGAAGAAGCAACGCCAGCCAAACCUGUUGUGGGAAUUAUUUACCCACCGCCAGAGGUUAGAAAUAUUGUGGACAAGACAGCUAGCUUUGUGGCCAGAAACGGUCCAGAAUUUGAAGCUCGAAUCCGUCAGAAUGAGAUCAAUAACCCAAAAUUCAAUUUCUUGAAUCCCAACGAUCCUUACCAUGCCUACUACCGGCACAAAGUCAAUGAGUUCAAGGAAGGGAAGGCCCAGGAGCCCUCUGCGGCUAUUCCAAAGGUCAUGCAGCAGCAACAGAGUGCUCAGCAACAACUUCCCCAAAAGGUGCAGGCCCAGGUGAUUCAGGAAACUGUCAUUCCAAAGGAGCCCCCUCCAGAGUUUGAGUUCAUUGCAGACCCCCCCUCAAUCUCUGCCUUUGACUUGGAUGUGGUAAAGCUGACAGCACAGUUUGUUGCUCGCAAUGGUAGGCAGUUUCUCACCCAGCUGAUGCAGAAGGAGCAGAGGAACUACCAGUUUGACUUUUUGCGCCCACAGCACAGCCUCUUCAACUACUUCACCAAACUGGUGGAACAGUACACAAAGAUCUUAAUCCCUCCCAAGGGCUUAAUCAUAAAACUCAAGAAGGAAGCAGAAAACCCCAAGGAAGUAUUGGACCAGGCAUGCUACAGAGUGGAGUGGGCCAAGUUUCAGGAGCGAGAGCGGAAGAAGGAAGAAGAAGAGAAGGAGAGAGAGCGUGUUGCAUAUGCCCAGAUUGACUGGCAUGACUUUGUGGUAGUGGAAACUGUGGACUUCCAGCCCUCUGAGCAAGGGAACUUCCCGCCCCCCACCACACCUGAGGAGCUGGGAGCUCGCAUUCUGAUCCAGGAGCGCUACGAGAAGUUUGGCGAAAGCGAGGAAGUGGAGAUGGAGGUAGAGUCAGAUGAUGAAGAUGAGAAACAAGAGAAGACAGAGGAGACUCCAUCUCAGUUAGACCAGGACACUCAAGUGCAGGACAUGGAUGAAGGCUCUGAUGACGAAGAUGAGAACCAGAAAGUUCCACCACCUCCAGAAACUCCAAUGCCACCACCACUUCCCCCAACUCCAGAUCAGGUUAUUGUCAGGAAAGAUUAUGAUCCGAAAGCUUCCAAGCCUUUGCCACCUGCCCCAGCCCCUGAUGAGUAUCUGGUUUCCCCCAUCACUGGGGAGAAGAUUCCUGCCAGCAAAAUGCAGGAACACAUGCGAAUUGGGCUCCUGGAUCCUCGCUGGCUGGAGCAAAGAGACCGUUCCCUCCGGGAGAAGCAGACUGAUGACGAAGUUUACGCCCCAGGCUUGGAUAUCGAAAGCAGUCUGAAACAGUUGGCUGAGCGCCGUACUGAUAUUUUUGGUGUGGAAGAGACUGCUAUUGGCAAGAAGAUUGGGGAAGAGGAGAUCCAGAAGCCAGAAGAAAAGGUGACCUGGGACGGCCAUUCUGGCAGCAUGGCCCGAACUCAGCAGGCUGCCCAAGCCAACAUUACCCUGCAGGAACAGAUUGAAGCUAUCCAUAAGGCCAAGGGGCUGGUGCCUGAAGAUGACAGCAAGGAGAAGAUCGGUCCCAGCAAACCCAACGAGAUGCCCCAGCCUAUGCCCCCUUCAUCAGUUCCGAACAUGCCAACGAACGCUCCGCCAAUUGCGUCUGUGCCCCGCCCGCCCUCAAUGCUGCCUCCUGUCCGUACAACUGUUGUUAGUGCUGUCCCUGUCAUGCCUCGUCCUCCUAUGACUUCAGUGGUGCGUUUACCACCAGGCUCCGUCAUCGCUGCUCCCAUGCCACCAAUAAUACACGCACCUCGGAUCAAUGUUGUUCCAAUGCCACCUUCUGCCCCGCCUAUUAUGGCUCCACGUCCCCCUCCAAUGAUUGUGCCAACAGGAUACAGACAGGGACCAGUCAGCAGUCCAGCAUUUGUUCCCGCCCCUCCUGUUGCACCGGUUGCUGCCCCGUCGCCUAUGCCUCCUGUUCACCCUCCCCCGCCCAUGGAGGAUGAGCCGUCUUCUAAGAAGCUGAAGUCUGAAGACAGCCUCAUGCCAGAGGAGGAGUUUCUGCGCAGAAACAAGGGCCCAGUCACAGUCAAAGUCCAGGUUCCCAACAUGCAGGAUAAGACUGAAUGGAAGCUGAAUGGCCAGGUGCUGGUGUUCACCCUGCCGCUCUCUGAUCAGGUUUCUGUUAUAAAGGUGAAGAUCCAUGAAGCUACCGGGAUGCCAGCUGGGAAACAGAAGCUUCAGUAUGAGGGCAUCUUCAUCAAGGACUCCAAUUCUCUGGCUUACUACAACAUGACAAGUGGGUCUGUGAUCCACUUAGCACUCAAAGAAAGAGGAGGCAGAAAGAAGUAGGACCCCCGUGGCUAGCAGCUAUCCUAUUGGGGCAGUUCCUGAGUAGUAGCAGCAUGGAGUUCCCACUCAGACUGGACUUUGGACCUUAACCUUUGUAUUUGGCAGUCCCUGGGCCUAAAGGAAAUUGAACUUGCCCAAGCAGCAACUGUGCAAUUGUGAACCAAUAUGUGUAAAAAUGAAUGGCUUGUGCUAGAUUAAAAAUGCUGCCAGAAUUGUCCCUAUGUUAAUAUUAUUCCCAAUGGUUCUCCAGUUACUCCUUGUGGGUGAGGCCUUGCCUAGCUUUGAUCUAAUUCUACAGCAUUUCAUUUUCGGAGAAGUUUGCUGUCAUACAAAGAAUUUUACCUGUUGGAUGGAACAUUUCAGUUAACUGUCUCAUACCAAGUAAUUUCUCUUAACCAAUGUAGUGAAAGCAUUCAUUGUUCUGUGUGAGACAGGUGAGCUAACACCUUCUCUUUGAUCAGGAAUACUUUGAAACCACCUGAUAGAGUAAAUAGGAAGAAGCCAGAUUUCUGGGUUAUAUCAUCAUUUGUCAGCCCACCUAUUGCAGCUCCUCCAUUAGAAAACAAUUUUCUGCAAUGCCCGGAGAGUAUUACUAUUCAAAGAUAUAUAUCUUAGGCUUACGGAACCAGUGCCACAGGUUCUUGGAUUCUGGCCUUUUAAAAAACAUUCAGAUUGAGAUGAAUGACACAUCAGCCCCAGGGAGGUGGGGGUGGUUUGUGGUCAUGUGCUACAAUCUGCAAUCUUUGCUUCUCUUUCCCUCAUGGUUUGGAAAUUAAUGUGAAGGCAACAAUAAAAAGAGAAUAAAA